Messenger RNA from Mandrillus leucophaeus (drill), 1614 nucleotides. RefSeq lists its product as uncharacterized. The transcript is spliced from 6 exons. NCBI's taxonomy places the organism in Eukaryota, Metazoa, Chordata, Mammalia, Primates, Cercopithecidae. The record is from RefSeq and is a predicted model, not a curated record. Bases 1 to 1614 code for a protein of 537 amino acids. Gene Ontology annotation, molecular function: oxidoreductase activity, acting on metal ions.
AUGAGGAUGCGGGCUGCCCUCGUGGGCUGGGCUUGCACCACCCUCUGCCUGGUUUCCUGCUCAUCUGCCUUUUCCCAUGGUGCCAGCACGGUGGCCUGUGAGGACAUGCAGCCCAAGCACAUUCAAGCCCAGCCUCAGCACCAGGACACCCACCACAUCACCAUCCACACCCGCAGGUCUUCCUAUGCACCAGGUGACAAGAUUCCAGGUAUGUACCGGAGAGGCUUUGAGAGACUCCGAGGAGCCCCAGAGCCCCCAUGGAUCUUCCGGUUUGUGUUUGUCCCGGCUCGAAGAGUGUCUGAUCAUCAAAUCGCUGGGACUUUUGUUUUCAUUCCUCCUCAUUCCAAACUGAUGACUUGUUUUCAAGAGGCUGAUGCAGUCACCCAUUCUGACAAGUCCCUGAAGAGAAACCUGUCGUUCCUGUGGAAGGCCCCUGCCCAGCCUGUGGGGGAUAUUAAGUUCCUUUUAUCAGUAGUCCAGUCAUAUUUCGUUUACUGGGCAAGGAUCGAAUCAUCUGUUGUGUCCCAACAGACACAUAGCAGCGCCCAUUCUGAUGACCGCAUGGAGCCCAGAUUACUGAUGCCAACCCUUCACCAGAGGCUGGGUGAUGUUGAAGGAGCUGCCCCAGCUCCCAGGGCCCCCAUCACUCUUCCACAGAAGCACACACAUGCCUUUGCUGUUGCCCUUCCUGGAGCUGCAGAGGAGGACAACCUAGAUCCUGUUCCUGCCAGUAUUUGGGUGACAAAGUUUCCUGCGGAUGCAGAGACUCUGUCCCAACCAUCUUCACACACAGCCACUGAAGGCAGCAUCGACCAGCAACUCAGCAUGGACAGCAAUCCGACUCUAGAGCCGUCCCUGGAGGUCCACAGGCUGGAGAGGCUCGUGGCCCUCAAGAGAGUCUCCUCAGAGAGCUUUGCUUCCAGACUUAGCAUCCAUCACAGAUCUCAGGAUGUUCCCAGCUUUGAUUCACUGGAAACUUGCCUAUCCUCAGUUGGGGGUGAACAGGACAAGAUGAAGGCCUCUAACAGGACCGUGACACAGCCUCCUCUGUACACCGUCCAGCUUACCCAUCCCCGGCGCCUCUGGUCCUCUGAAACUUUCACAGGGAAUGGGGCAGGGGCAAGCAACCCAACCGCUGUCCUCCAGACCUCUGGUACUUCUGGGCUACCUGCUACUGGUGACCAGUCAGAGGCAUCCAGGGCCUCUGCCAGCUUCUUACUUCAGUCAAAGCACGAGGAGCUCAGAGCAGGGAAGGGAGAUGGAGAGGGUGGAGUGGGAUACCCUCAGCAGACCAACUCACGGCCUGACGCUGGGCUAGAGGGGGCCCAGGCCCCUCUGGGGAUCCAGCUCAGAACUCCCCAGCUGGGAGUUCUGCUUUGCCUGUCAGCCAUCCUGGGCAUGGCCCUGGUUGCUGGCCUUCGCUACCUGCACACCCAGUAUUGCCACCAGCAGACAGAAGUGUCCUUCGGCGAGCCCGCUUCAGAUGCUGUUGCCGGGAGCGACAGUGGUGAGACUGUGCACAUCAGGAAGAUUGGGGAGAACAGUUUUGUUUUGGUUCAAGCAGAGUACAACUGGAUCACUCCUUCUGUGGGUAGCAAGAAAACAGUCCUCUGA